This is a messenger RNA of Leopardus geoffroyi (Geoffroy's cat), 1634 nucleotides long. RefSeq names its product LIM homeobox 5 (gene LHX5). Gene Ontology annotation, molecular function: RNA polymerase II transcription regulatory region sequence-specific DNA binding; DNA-binding transcription factor activity, RNA polymerase II-specific. Gene Ontology annotation, biological process: neuron differentiation; regulation of transcription by RNA polymerase II. The transcript has 5 exons. The record is from RefSeq and is a predicted model, not a curated record. NCBI's taxonomy places the organism in Eukaryota, Metazoa, Chordata, Mammalia, Carnivora, Felidae. Gene Ontology annotation, cellular component: nucleus. The coding region runs from base 374 to 1582 and encodes 402 amino acids.
CGGCGGCCAGACAAAGAUGAGGAUCGGGACCGCUUGAAAGUGGGGGAAAGUGCCGGCGCCUCCGCCACCGGGGAAAGCCGCUCCGCAGCGCCGAGGCCAUUCGCCACCCAAGACACCUGGGGGAGCCGGGAGCCAGCACUGGGGCGCGCGGCCCGGGGCAUGAGGCUGUGAAGGCCACCCACUCCCCACCCCACCCCCGGCAGCCUAGCGCCAGGCCAGCGAUCAUCCGAGGACUUGACCGGCUGAGUCUUGGUCCGGACCGGACUCGCCCGGCGGCGGCCGAGAUAAGAGGCGGAGCGCAGCAGCGGGGCCCGGGGGCCCGAGGGCCGGGGGCCCAAAGGGAGGGCAGGGCGGCCCGAGCCGCCGGGGCGCUAUGAUGGUGCACUGUGCCGGCUGCGAGCGGCCCAUCCUCGACCGCUUUCUGCUGAACGUGCUGGACCGCGCGUGGCACAUCAAAUGCGUUCAGUGCUGCGAGUGCAAGACCAACCUCUCGGAGAAGUGCUUCUCGCGCGAGGGGAAGCUCUACUGCAAAAAUGACUUCUUCAGGCGCUUUGGCACUAAGUGUGCAGGCUGUGGGCAAGGCAUCUCGCCCAGCGACCUGGUGCGCAAGGCCCGCGGCAAAGUGUUCCAUCUCAACUGCUUCACCUGCAUGGUGUGCAACAAGCAGCUGUCCACGGGCGAGGAGCUCUACGUCAUUGACGAGAACAAGUUCGUGUGCAAGGAUGACUACUUGAGCUCCUCCAGCCUCAAGGAGGGCAGCCUCAACUCAGUGUCAUCCUGUACGGACCGCAGUUUGUCCCCGGACCUCCAGGACCCUCUUCAGGACGACCCCAAGGAGACGGACAACUCGACGUCGUCGGACAAGGAGACGGCCAACAACGAGAACGAGGAGCAGAACUCGGGCACGAAGCGGCGCGGCCCGCGCACCACCAUCAAAGCCAAGCAGCUGGAGACGCUCAAGGCUGCCUUUGCCGCCACGCCCAAGCCCACGCGCCACAUCCGCGAACAGUUGGCGCAGGAGACCGGCCUCAACAUGCGCGUCAUCCAGGUGUGGUUCCAGAACCGACGGUCCAAAGAACGCAGGAUGAAACAACUGAGCGCGCUGGGCGCCCGGAGACACGCCUUCUUCCGGAGUCCGCGGCGCAUGCGUCCGCUGGGCGGCCGCUUGGACGAGUCUGAGAUGUUGGGGUCCACUCCGUACACCUACUACGGAGACUACCAAGGCGACUACUACGCGCCCGGAGGCAACUACGACUUCUUCGCGCACGGCCCGCCGUCGCAGGCGCAGUCCCCGGCCGACUCGAGCUUCCUGGCGGCGUCGGGGCCCGGCUCGACGCCGCUGGGCGCGCUGGAGCCGCCGCUCGCCGGCCCGCACGCCGCCGACAACCCCAGGUUCACCGACAUGAUCUCGCACCCGGACACGCCGAGCCCCGAGCCGGGCCUGCCCGGCGCGCUGCACCCCCUGCCCGGCGAGGUGUUCAGCGGCGGGCCCAGCCCGCCCUUCCCCAUGAGCGGCGCCAGCGGCUACAGCGGACCCCUGUCGCAUCCCAACCCCGAGCUCAACGAGGCCGCCGUGUGGUAAGGCCGCGGGGCCGGGCCGCCCCCGGACGCAGCCGCCCGAACCGCCACGCCGC